AUGUACUCACAGUACUGGGAUGAAGGUCGGGCUCACAGACCGGACUACAGGAGAUACACGGUGGUGGAGGGUCGGACUCGUCUUCCUCUGGGCUCAACGUGCAGCAGGAAGCGUCUUCGCUCUGCAGGAGAGGAUGACGAGGAGGUUCAAGGAUGGGCGACGAGAGCCAACCCCGAAGGCUCGCUGUCCGCCGGCGAACUCAGCUGCUACGAGAAGAAGGAGGAGGAGGAGGAAGAAGACCUGGCCUACGCCUCCUUCCUCUACGAGAAGCUCCAGCGUCUCCAGCGUCCUCGCCGCGGCGGCCAAGUUUCCGUGGACGCCCGCUGUGACUUGUGCGGCGCCUCCUUCCACCAGCUGAGACGUCUCGCUCUGCGUCGCGUUCUCCACCUCGGCGGGGAGAUGAAGCUCCGCCCCCCCGCCCCCAAACACCAGAGGGGCGGGGCCCCAUGCGGCUGGGGUGGAGUCCAGAGCACCUACCUGGGUGGGGGCGGGGCCAAGGGGCUGGCCACCGUCACGCCCCUCCCCUUCGGCACUCAGCACCACCUGGAGGGAGUGUGGAGCGUCUCCUGCUGCUCACCUGAGCUCCGGCACACGACGGGUUUGGCUCCAGACGGAGGUCAUGUGACCCUGAAGACCUCCACCCACAGCGUCUCCACCCAAACCAGCCAUCCGGCAUCUGCUGCUACGGCCUUCUUCACCAGGGCGGCUCAGAAGCUCAGUCUGUCUCGACGGAGGAGGUCCCCGUCAGGCCCCGCACCCUCAGGCCCCGCACCCUCUCCCGGCGAGGCCCCGGGGCCCCUCCUCUACAGUGGGGGGUUCAGCGGCGCCCUGCAGGUGUCCCCGCCCCCCGUCCCACCAUGUCUCCUCCGGGCUGGGUCAAAGGUCAAGGACGCGCCGGGGAUGGGGAAGGUCCGGGUGAUGGUCCGGGUCUGCUCGGUCCACAGCAGCGAGUCCUCAGAGUCCGUGUCGCUGCUCAAAGUGGACGGCAGGAAGAAGCUCCUGACGCUCUGCGAGACGUCGGCCGGAGGACAAACGGUCCAGAGACGGCCCUCGGCCCCCAAGACCUUCAGCUUCGACGCCAUCUUCUCCCAGGAUGCUUCACAGGCUGAGGUGUGUUCGGGGGCGGUGUCAGAGGUCAUCCAGUCGGUGGUGAACGGUGCCGACGGCUGCAUCUUCUGCUUCGGACACGCUAACCUGGGUAAGACCUACACCAUGAUUGGUCGGGACUGCUCCACCCACAGUCUGGGCGUGGCUCCGACGGCCGUCUCCUGGCUCUUUAAGGUGAUGGAGGAGCGGAGGGAGAAGUCUGGAGCUCGGUUCUCCAUCAGGGCGUCCGCCGUGGAGAUCUCCGGUCGGGAGGAGACGCUCACCGACCUCCUGGCCCAGCUCGCCCAGGGCCCCCCGGUGUCCCUGAGAGAGGACCCUCUGUGUGGAUCCCAGCUGCAGAACCAAACAGAGCUGAGAGCGAGCAGCGCAGAGCGAGCAGCGUUCUUCCUGGACGCCGCCCUGGAGGCGAGGAGGAGCAGCCGGUCGCCGGGCAACCAGGAGGCCCAGAGGAACUCUCACUUCCUGUUCACGCUGCACCUCCACCAGGAGAGGCUGGACAAAGGCAGCAAGGCAGCAGGUCAACUCGUUGUCUCAGUUUCGGGUCGGAGUCGUCUCCACCUCCUGGACCUGGGCAGCUGUGAGACGGACAUCAGCCGGACCAGAGAGGGAGGAGGAGGACAGUGUCUGUCUCUGUCUGCGCUGGGGAACGUGGUCCUCGCCCUCGCCAACGGGGCCAAACACGUCCCCUACAGGGACAGUAAACUCACCAUGCUGCUCAGUGAAUCCCUCGGAAACAUCAACUGUCGGACCACGAUGAUCGCCCACAUCUCCGACUCCCCGGCCCACUACAUGGAGACGCUGACCACGGUGCAGCUGGCCUCCCGCAUCCACCGCGUGAGGAAGAAGAAGAACAAGUAUUCCUCCAGCUCAUCCGGAGGGGAGAGCUCCUGCGAGGAAGGCCCCUCCCAUCGUCCUCCUCAACUCCGACCGCUCCACCCAAAGAUCGUGGCCCUGGACCCGGACACGCCACUGCUGCUGUCUAGCGACCCCGACUACUCCUCCAGCAGCGAGCACUCCUGCGACACCGUCAUCUACGUCGGGCCUGGGGGGGCGGCCAUCUCAGACCGAGAACUCAGCGACAACGAGGGACCACCGUCGUUUGUUCCCAUCAUCCCCUCCCUGAACAAGAAGAGGGUCAAAGAUGCCCCCAGGUCUGAUGGCCAUCACUUAAAGUGUAACACGUUUGCAGAGCUGCAGGAGAGACUCGACUGCAUCGACGGCAGCGAGGGUCCGGCAUCGUUCAGCACAGAGGGGAAGGGCGCACAAGCAGCAGCGCUCAGGACUCAGACUGAAGCCACCAAACCCACAGAGACCACGGUUCCACCCGGAUCUGAUCAGAUUUCCUCCCACGGGUUCCCAGAAAGCACAUCAACCACAUGCACAAAUAAACCCGAUCAGGAACAACCCACAUUCCCUUCAGCCGGUGGCCUCAUGGACACUUCCAAACGGACUAGUGCAGAUGGGGAGAAACUUUCCGCCACCUUCUUUCAUCCAUGUGUGGUGAAACCUAGUGGGAGUUCUUCCCAGGACUCAGAGCCUGUGGUGAGAGAGAAGGUCUACCUCAGAGGAGGUGUUCCCAAGCCGUCAGCCUCUCCGUCUUUACCCAGGACAUCCAGGGCAGCCAGUCAGAUCGGGGAGGUUGCAGGUCGGACUCCCCCGAUGGGAAUGAGUCAACAAGCACUGAGGCCAGGCCAACCCUUGGGAUCUCCUAACAUGGAGAGGGCCCACAGUCUUCGUGCAGCUCUGUUCGGAGGAUGUCUUGACAGGGAUUUUCUGAGGACUACCGUCACAUUGCAGCAGCCUGUGGAGCUGAACGGGGAGGACGAGCUUGUGUUCACCAUCGUAGAGGAGCUUCCUCUUCGCCGUGUCCCAGACAAUGGCCGCCCCUCCAACCUCCUCAGCUUCAACAGUGACUGCUCUCUGCAGGGGUCCUCCUCUGGCUCUCGGCCCGUCAGCAUCAUCAGCAGUAUCAACGAUGAGUUUGACGCUUACACCUGUCGACACGGAGCUUUGGGACCUAGAGACGACGUUUGCACCGAGCGCCAGGACGAGUUGUUUCCUCAACAUGGCAACAAGCAGUCAGCUGUUGGCUCACCGCCGAGUGAAGCGAGGGCUGAUGCGACUGAAAGGGAAGGAACUCAUUCAACAAGCAGGCUUUACUUGAGGGACAAAGUCAUGGCAUCAGAGAAUGCAUCCAUAUUAACCUCGCCAAGUAUUUUUCAUAAACAGCCUUUUUUGCAGCACGGCAUCAAGAGCUCCCUGAAUGACAGUGGCGUUUGUUUCUCAGAGCCGGACUGUGACCCUGCUAAGCCAAACAAACCUUCUUUUACCAAGUGUCCUCCAUCCCCUGACUCAACCAAAGCCUCUCUCAAAGGUUAUCUCCCGGUGAGAGCCGGUACUCUGAACACUUCAGUGUCAGCCCAGAUUCCACGUCCCAUCACCCAGUCCAGUCUUCCCAGGAAAAACAAGCCUACCUCAUUUGCAGCUGUGGGCUGCAGCAGACAGGAAGGGAUACAUGAUGACGUUUUGCUUCAGGGAAGCAGUCAGUUAGAUCCCAGAGAGGUUGGGGUUCUCUCUGCAGGUAAGCCACCAAGAAGUGUCAUGAGUAGUGUUUCCUCUAAGAGGCCCGGAGGGAACAGUAACAGUGUCCCUCGGCCACCAAAGGCCACAAUGUCGUCUUCGGCUCAGAGGGUUGUGGAUGGUUGUGAGAAGUCCAGCAGCAGAAGAGGAGAUACUCUGAUCAAGCUGCCACGACUCACCCGAGGUGCAACGACUUUAGGAACCGUUUCUGUUCCCCAGAGUUCUGAAUCAAAAUGGGGUCAUGAGGGCACUUCAGUUACAGCAACCCUCAGGUUCUCAUCCUUGGGGAAAAAGUCAAAUGGGCAGAAAAGCUGUGUGAUCUCUAAGUCUGGAUCCGGAAACAUCUACCCUCCUGCUCCACCUGUCAGACAGUCAAGCCAAGAACUCAAGUCAAGGACUGCACUAUCUCCAAGUGCCUUAAAAGAAAGCAGCGCAAUUGCAAAGUUUCCAUUCCCUAAAACAUCAACCUCAGAGGAAGAAUCAAACAUCAGGCUGUGGGCAGAUUCGUUCAGCCACAGAUCAUCUAGCUUAAAACCUGAACAUGGCUUUGCCAGGACAUCUUCCAGCCUGAAGACACGAGGGAGCAAAGCCGAGUCUUCAAGGUUCUAUGGGAGUCUGAUGUCUCUGGAGCAAAGUGAAAGUCACACCUUAGCUGGAUCCAAGUUUGAACCCACCUCCACAUCUGGUUCUUCUUCCCAAGUUUCUCCUGUUGUCUUUGCAACUACAAGCAAACUGGGACAGGUCAAAGGCAGCAACAGCUCUCGAGCAGCAAUGUCAGGUGGAUCAAAGGUCCAAUCUUUGUCCACCAGCAGUUCCAAGAACCUGAGCUCCUCCCCUAAACCUCUCGAUAAUGAAGCUGGACGCAACACCAGCCUGCCUCCAACUGGUAAGUCGCCAGCUCGGUCGGGGGCAGCAGCCAAGACGGGAAGAGGUACCGUCAUGGGCACCAAGCAGGCCAUCAGCAGGGCGGCUAACAGCCGGGUUAGCGAGUUAGCCGCCGGUAGCCAAAGGAAGCAGCUCAACAGGGGAUCCGGAGAAACAGGAAGGGAUGGCACUGACAGCGGGACCAAUAAUGUCAGUGGGUCGCCAAGCAACACGCCACUACCAUCACCAUACAGCAAGAUCACGGCGCCUCGGAGGCCGCAGCGCUACAGCAGCGGCCACGGCAGCGACAACAGCAGCGUCCUCAGCGGAGAGCUGCCGCCCGCCAUGGGCCGCACCGCCCUGUUCUACCACAGCGGGGGCAGCAGCGGCUAUGAGAGCAUGAUCCGGGACAGCGAGACCACCGGCAGCACCUCUUCAGCGCACGACUCCAUGAGCGAGAGCGGAGUGUCCUCGUCCAAUAGAAGCAGAGUUUCUAAAUCACCCAAGAAGAGAGGAAACGGGUUUCUGCGACGCCGUCUGAUCCCGGCUGCCCUCCCGGACGCCUCCUCUCUGGGCAGGAAGGGGGGGUGUCAGUGGGUGGACAUGCCCCCGCUGGGCGGCGCCCUGAAGGAGCCCUUUGAGAUAAAGGUGUACGAGAUCGACGACGUGGAGCGGCUGCAGAGGAGGAGGGAGCUGGUGACGGGGUCAGAGCCGUUCCACAACGUUGAAAAGGGUCUGAUCUACUUCAACGCCCGGCUGAGGAUGCUGGAGAGGAGGAUGCAGCAGAUCAGAGAGCUGAAGAGCAAACACGACUGGCUGAUGGAGGAGCUGGAGGAGGCCAAGAGCCGGCUGAUGCUGGACCCCAACAAGUGGACCGGAGAGUUUGAAGUGGACCAGGACCUGGACCAGGAGUCCCAGGAGUACCUGGAGGCUCUGGCUCAGGCCACGGCAGAGCUGGAGUUCUGCGUCAACCUUUGCAAGUCCCGCGUCAUGAUGGAGACCUGCUUCGACAUCGCCGUGACGACGGCCGCCGCUGCUGUGCAGGGAGGCCAGCAGGAAGUGGAGGUCUGA
Molecule: messenger RNA, 5622 nt
Organism: Anoplopoma fimbria (sablefish)
Lineage: Eukaryota; Metazoa; Chordata; Actinopteri; Perciformes; Anoplopomatidae
Product: kinesin-like protein KIF26A
Exons: 18
Coding region: 1-5622 (1873 amino acids)
Biological process (GO): microtubule-based movement
Molecular function (GO): ATP binding; microtubule binding; microtubule motor activity
Source: RefSeq, a predicted model, not a curated record